CAUCAACAAAGUGCUGGAUGUUGUGUUAUUUUUCACGUUUUAAAUAUAUAUUAUUGAAAAAAUGGAAAGUAUAGAAUUGAUAGAUGAACCUAUGCCUGGACCUUCGACAUCUAAUUAUCAAAACGAAGAACAACCGAUAAAAAAACAUUGUAAUUUACCUUGGAUUGAAAAAUAUAGACCACAAACUUUUCAAGAAAUAAUGGGAAAUGAAGAUACCAUCACAAGAUUAUCUAUAUUUUCAAAACAAGGAAACGUGCCUAAUAUAAUUAUAGCAGGUCCCCCUGGUGUUGGUAAAACAACGACAAUUCUUUGUUUAGCUAAGAUAUUGUUAGGACCAGCUUUUAAAGAAGCUGUUUUAGAAUUGAAUGCAUCUAAUGAUAGAGGAAUUGAUAUAGUAAGAAAUAAAGUGAAAAUGUUUGCUCAACAAAAAGUUACGUUACCACCCGGUAGACACAAGAUAAUCAUUUUAGAUGAAGUCGAUAGUAUGACAGACGGAGCUCAGCAAGCACUUCGCAGAACAAUGGAAAAAUAUAGUAACACAACUCGUUUCGCCUUGGCGUGUAAUUAUAGUGAAAAAGUGAUUGAAGCUAUACAAUCUCGUUGUGCCAUAUUGAGAUAUUCGAGGCUCAGUGAUGCACAAAUUAUGGCUAGAAUAUUACAAAUAUGUGAAAAAGAGAAUGUAAAUUAUACCCAAGACGGUCUCGAAGCGAUAGUUUUCACAGCCCAAGGUGACAUGCGUCAAGCUUUGAAUAAUCUCCAAUCGACUCACAACGGAUUCGGAGAAGUCAAUUCCGAGAAUGUGUUUAAAGUGUGCGACGAACCGCAUCCGAUGUUGAUUAAAGAUAUGUUGCAACAUUGCAUCGAAGGCGAUAUUAGGAAAGCUUAUAAAGUCGUGGAGCUGUUGUGGAAUUUGGGAUACGCCGCCGAGGAUAUAAUAAAAAAUAUAUUUAAAGUCUGUAAGAAUAUGGAUAUGGAGGAAGGAUUGAAAUUGGAAUUUAUAAAGGAAAUUGGUUUAACCCAUCAGAGGGUAGUCGACGGUUUAUGUUCGUUGAUGCAGAUGUCUGGGUUAUUGGCGAGGAUGUGUAAAGUAGCUAAAGGAGGGAAUCUUAUAUAAAAACAUGAUUAUUUAUUAUUCUUUUUUUAAUAAAAUAUUUAAAUUU
Diorhabda carinulata is the source of this 1160-nucleotide messenger RNA. RefSeq names its product replication factor C subunit 2 (gene RfC4). The transcript is spliced from 5 exons. The record is from RefSeq and is a predicted model, not a curated record. Lineage: Eukaryota; Metazoa; Arthropoda; Insecta; Coleoptera; Chrysomelidae. Gene Ontology annotation, cellular component: DNA replication factor C complex; nucleus. Gene Ontology annotation, molecular function: DNA clamp loader activity; ATP binding; ATP hydrolysis activity. Bases 62 to 1114 code for a protein of 350 amino acids. Gene Ontology annotation, biological process: DNA-templated DNA replication; DNA repair.